This is a messenger RNA of Diorhabda sublineata, 635 nucleotides long. RefSeq lists its product as uncharacterized. Bases 42 to 635 code for a protein of 197 amino acids. The record is from RefSeq and is a predicted model, not a curated record. The transcript is spliced from 4 exons. NCBI's taxonomy places the organism in Eukaryota, Metazoa, Arthropoda, Insecta, Coleoptera, Chrysomelidae.
UGUAAAGUGUAAAUCUAGCCACUUGCUAGUAUUAGUGACAUAUGAAAAUGGCUUCUCAUCUUCUGAUUGCUUCAAUCCUCGUGCUAGUUCUUCUAGAUAUCUGUCACGCCGGUGGUGGUGGUGGAGGAGGACACAAGAAAGUGAUCAUCCACGUCCCGUUCAAAGUGAAACACAUCCACCACACCCACACAGUUGUCAAACAUGUUGGACAUGAAGGAGGAGGUGGAGAUGAAGGCUACAAAGUCAUUGGAUACUCAGGAGGCAUUGACGAUGGUGAAGUAGUUGCACAUGAUAGUGGCCAUGGAGGUUAUGGAGGACACGGAGGAUGGGAAGGUGGCACUAUUGGAGGUGGUCAUGGAUAUGGAAUUGGACACUCAGUUUCAGAAGGUCAUGAAGGCGGAAUUGGAGGAGGCCAUGGUUAUGCUUUAGAAUCGCACGGUGGAUCUUUGGGUGGUCAUGGAGAAAGUUUACAUGAAGGCGGAGGUGCUGAUUAUGGUUCAUUGAGCCAAGGUCUAGGUGCUUACGGUGAUCACAAUUCUAUUUCCAGCGGACAUGAUUUCGGCGGAAGUUUAGGCGCCAGUGGCGGUGGAUAUGAGAGCAUAGGCAAUGAGGAAGGCCACCAUGGCUAUGAAUAA